GAGCUCCCAUCUCCUGCUUCUGUCGCCGCCGCCGCCGCCACCUCCGCCGCCGCCAACCCCGCUCAGAGUCUGUGCCACCCACCAACAGCAUGCCGUCCAAGGGGCCGCUCCAGUCCGUCCAGGUCUUCGGGCGAAAGAAAACUGCCACCGCUGUGGCCCACUGCAAGAGAGGCAAUGGGCUGAUCAAGGUAAACGGACGCCCACUGGAGAUGAUUGAGCCUCGAACCCUGCAGUACAAGCUGUUGGAACCUGUCCUCCUACUGGGCAAGGAACGGUUUGCUGGUGUAGAUAUCCGGGUCCGAGUGAAAGGAGGAGGCCAUGUCGCUCAGAUUUAUGCUAUCCGGCAGUCCAUCUCCAAAGCUCUGGUGGCCUAUUAUCAGAAAUAUGUGGACGAGGCUUCCAAGAAGGAAAUCAAAGACAUCCUUAUCCAGUAUGACCGGACUCUGCUGGUGGCUGACCCCCGUCGCUGCGAGUCCAAGAAGUUUGGUGGACCUGGAGCCAGGGCUCGCUACCAGAAAUCCUACCGAUGAGGCAACUGCUAGGAUUGUGGGUCUUUUUGCAAUAAAUUGGGUAUACGACCUUUUAA
Messenger RNA from Dromiciops gliroides (monito del monte), 586 nucleotides. It is a transcript of the gene RPS16, whose product is annotated as ribosomal protein S16. Bases 90 to 530 code for a protein of 146 amino acids. Gene Ontology annotation, biological process: translation; maturation of SSU-rRNA from tricistronic rRNA transcript (SSU-rRNA, 5.8S rRNA, LSU-rRNA). Lineage: Eukaryota; Metazoa; Chordata; Mammalia; Microbiotheria; Microbiotheriidae. The transcript is spliced from 5 exons. The record is from RefSeq and is a predicted model, not a curated record. Gene Ontology annotation, molecular function: structural constituent of ribosome; RNA binding. Gene Ontology annotation, cellular component: cytosolic small ribosomal subunit; ribosome.